AUGAGUUAUAGUGUCAACACGUUUACAGAUUACGUUUUAUUGUUUGGAUCAUCUAGUUUAGUAGGAAAAGGUAUUUUAGAGAACCUGUUGGACAUAAAUUUAUAUAUUAAAAAUGUUUCGGACCUACAAGGCAAGCUUGAUAGCUUAAGUGAAAUAAAGGGAAAUGUCGUUCUCAAUAAACAUGUCUUUUGUGUUAAUAGAAGGUGCAUCAAUGAGGAGAAAUCAUUUAUGAAGACCAUUGAUUAUAUAAAUAUGAGAUCAGUUACUUGGCAAGGUGGCAGAUAUUACUUGAGAAGCAGGAAAGAAAAAGACACUGAAAAAGUACCGUCUAGUCCUAAUACUUUUUGUUAUGAUAAUUUUGAAGAAGGAUUUAUUAAAAAUACGCCUGAAGAGAGGGGAAAAGAUGGUUAUUCUUUUGUUUAUAAUCAGAAACAGUUCAGUUACACACUACAUUAUGCAUGCGGAAAGGAAAAAGGUAUUGAGAUCAUUUGUAAUUUUACUGUAACGCAAUUGAUCAUCCCCAGAUCUGAAACUUGGCCAAAAUUGCUUCCACGGAUAUUCUCAGGAACACAAAAGCUGGAAAAGUUUGACAUUGACAACAAAAAUUACGUUCCCGGUAGAAGUUUGCCUAGUCUGUGUGAUAUUAGCACUAUGGUGUGCUCUUUGGGCUCCACCUCAGCUAGAGUGCGGAGAACUCAGGUACCAAGUUCCUUUGCUGACUAUUACUUACCUUUUAAUUUAGCACAAGAAUUCACGAAUACAACUAACAAAAGGUUGGUGGUUACAACUGCCUUUAAUAAUGAUUUUCUUAGUAAAACUUUCGAGUAUUUUAGAAUAAAAGCUAAAUUAGAAAAUGACUUGGAUGAAGCUUUGCCAAAUAAGCUAAAGGAGCUAGUUAUUUUGAGGCCAGGUCCGAUGUGUGGACAGCACGGAAAUCCUAUAAACGUUGAAUUGGGUAAAGAAAACUCCACUUUCUUGGAAAAAAUUUUUUAUUAUCCUCACUAUCUUUUAGUUUAUAAAAAGAAAUAUAUCAGUGAGGCCAGAAGGAUUGGCUUAAGAACAAAGUUAAGCGAAAUAAUUGCUUCCAGUAUAUAUAGGAUGCCAGGAUCUGCAUUAUUAGGAUACGCUGUCCCAGUUUCAAAGGUUUCUUAUGUUGCCUCUUUGAUGGCGAUUGAAAGGAAAAGUAAAGAGGCGGGACCUAAGCUGGAAGUAAUUAGCAGUUAUCAAAUUGAUAUGAUUGUGUGA
Molecule: messenger RNA, 1245 nt
Organism: Saccharomyces cerevisiae S288C
Lineage: Eukaryota; Fungi; Ascomycota; Saccharomycetes; Saccharomycetales; Saccharomycetaceae
Gene: HIM1
Product: Him1p
Exons: 1
Coding region: 1-1245 (414 amino acids)
Source: RefSeq, marked reviewed